Molecule: messenger RNA, 1798 nt
Organism: Exophiala oligosperma
Lineage: Eukaryota; Fungi; Ascomycota; Eurotiomycetes; Chaetothyriales; Herpotrichiellaceae
Exons: 5
Coding region: 188-1798 (536 amino acids)
Source: RefSeq, a predicted model, not a curated record
UGUUAAGGCUGGUGUCCGGCGACCAGGCCCGUUCGCAACCAACCCUCAGACCAAAGUCUGAGAGCACUUACUGUGUCACUUGCUGUUUUGAAGAUUAACACCGGCUCUGUGGCGAUUGCUGCAGGUUUGACUCGGGUCAUCGGGGUUCUUGUCUUGUCGAUAGUAACAUCUUUGGAGCAUAAUCACAAUGGUUCUUGCACGUUGGGAAGAGCGGGCGAAAAGCGCCAGGGACUUUCGCGACGAGACUUUGAGCAAAGUCGACCCACCGUUUAACCCUCUCCCCGAUCCUCUGCCAGUGUCGUCUCAAGAACUGCCAAAGAAAUAUCUGAGUCCCAGAGAAUAUGAGCUUACCCAGAAUUAUGAUGCUAUUGAGCUCCUAGAGAUGUUGCUUGUUAAGAAAGUCACUUCCGAAGAAUUGACUCGAGCAUUCCUGCGUCGAGCAGCACUCGCACAGUAUGCCGUCAACUGCGUGACAGAGCUAAUGUGGGAUGAAGCAAUUGAGCGUGCCAAAUAUCUUGACUCGCUUCCUGAGCCCAUCGGGCCGCUUCAUGGGCUUCCGAUCUCAGUCAAAGAACAUCAUGGUCUCAAGGGGAAGACCUGUCACGCUUCAUAUGUCGCCUGGAUCGGGGAGGAUUCGCUCCCUAGCUCGCUGAAUGACUAUCUGUACAACGCUGGCUGCGUUUACUAUGUUCGGACAACGGGCCCACAGACGCUCAUGGCGCUUGAAUGCAACAAUAACAUCUACGGUCGAACGGUUAACCCCUGGAACCGAAAUUUGACCUGCGGUGGCAGCAGUGGUGGUGAAGGUGCUCUCGUCGGCUUUAGAGGAAGUGUCUGGGGCCUCGGCGGAGACAUUGGAGGUUCCGUUCGUGCGCCAGCAAGCGAUAACGGUGUAUAUGGAUUUAAACCGACCUCUAGACGACUCUCACUGCAAGGGAUGAAAGCCGCCAACAAGGGCAGGGAGUCGGUCAUGGCGACAUACGGCCCUCUCACUCAAUCUCGAGAAACAAUCAAUCUAUUCAUGAAAGUCAUUCUCGACAAUGAACCAUGGCGCCAUGAUCCUUGGCUGACAGUCAAGCCAUGGACGCCCGUGACCUUGACAAAGCCGCUCAAGCUAGCCAUUGAAUGGUCUGAUGGGGUUGUCAAGCCACAUCCCCCUACAGUGAGAGGAAUGAAGAUUGUUGCCGACGCCUGCAAGGCCGCGGGCAUGGAGGUAGUGGACUGGGAACCGUAUCAACAUGAAAGAGCUUGGGACAUUGUGUCCCGAUUGUACUUCCCUGACGGGGGCGAGGACACGCUGGCUCCAAUCAAGGAUUCCGGAGAGCCCGUUCUUCCCCUCACCAAGUUCAUCAUCGAUGAGCAGCCUCAAGUGAAGAAGCUUGACAUUCACCAAUAUUGGGAGCUCUGUAGCGAGCGAGACGCCUAUCGUGAAGAACAUGCGGAACAUUGGAAUAAGACGGCAGAAUCUGGUAGGGAAGUGGACGUCAUUCUCGCUCCAGUCACACCUGGUGCAGCUCCUCUUCAUGACACGGCACGAUACUGGCCAUACACCAGCCAUUGGAACUUGCUGGAUUAUCCUGCCGUCGUCUUUCCGGUCACUCAUGUCGAUGUCGAGAAGGACAAGAAGGAAGAAGGAUACACCCCGAUGAACGAGCAGGACAAGUACAACUACGAUUUGUACGAACCAGAGAAGUGGGUCGGAGCCCCUGUCAGCUUGUGCAUUGUGGGAAGAAGACAAAUGGACGAAAAAGUCAUGGCCGCGCUUGAGGCUGUCGAGAAGGCCAUGGGCCGGAAGUAG